UCAAGGGAAAAAAAAAAAAAAAGUUGGACCGUAGGAUCGCCAGAUCAUGCGGCCGAAAAUGGCUGCACCAAAAUGAGCAUGGGUAAAUCCAAAAUGGCCGAGGAGGGCGAUGAUGCUUGCCCGGCUGAAUCCAAAACGGGGCCGCCGGCAACGAAAGGCAAGGGGACCCAGUCUCCUCAGCCCGACGGUCCAAGGUCAGACACGGAAGGAGAGAAAGGGGUAGAAAAGGAUAUCCCCCUAACCGAGGCCCAGGGUGUGGAGAAGUUAACUGAAAAAGCGACUGAUAAAGCCCCGGGAGGGGAAGGGGAACUGGAGAAGGCGGGUAAGAACUGUCCCCGCCCAGACAAAGAAAUGAAAGAUGCGGGGGAGGAGGUAAAAGGGAAGGAAGAUGACCCGGGUGCCCGGGCUGAGGAAACGGAGGGAGCAUGUCAGAAAGGGAUGGGGGAUGGGAAACCAUCUCCAACCCCUUACAAGGAUGCUCUCUGCACCCCCUUUGCCAAAGUGACAAGCAAAAAGAAGACCAAGACAAGGAAAAAGAAGGAUGCCAAGGCAAAACCAACGAAGGAGUGGAGACGAAAUUCAAAAGUUGAACUCCCACAAGAGAAGAAAGCCCCGGGGGAUCAGUUAGAGGAAAGGGAGGAGGGGUAUGAGAGGGCGACACACGAAAAACAGACGUUAACGAGGGAGAAUUGGAGGGUUGAUAAGGAAGAAGCAAGGAAGGAAAGGGAACAGGAAAAGCAAGGAAGUACGAGCGAAGAAAUGACAAGGAAAGUGAUUCAGGAUCCCUUGAGCCCAACUAAUUUCUCCCCAAUGACAUCUGAACGGAAUUUAACUCCCCUCAACAGGGAGAGGAUGUCUGGUCAAAGCCCCAAGGCCCCAACCCCAGGCCUAGCCACAGACCCAGAACAUGCGCUGGCGGGCACAAAACUGUCUGAAGAAAAGGGGGAAGCGGUGGAAACACUUGCCCACCUCUUCACAGGAACGACGCCUCACAUCUCAGUAUAUAACAACGAGAUAUACGAGGAAGUACAAUCCGAAGAGGAAACAAACAUAGACUAUGGUCUGCAGAGGAACUCGGGUGUUCGAAAACUUACCUCGGACGACGAAGAUGGGAACACAAGUUCAGACAGGCACAAUGUCGAGGAAAUCGAGGACGAGCCGGAGCAGGAGUUUUACUCUACACGGAAGGAAUGUUCAAUACACCGGAGAAAGAUGUAGGAUCUACUGGUAAACAACAGCCGUUUAUUUUCUCUUCUCCGGCUCCGAAGGUUCCCUUCACGAACUCUGCUAAGGAACAGUCGAUUUCGGGUACUCUCGUACCACUUUCAUCAGUAAAAAGGCCCAGAAUUGAAAGGUCAGCCCGGAUAACUAUACGGGGUGAAGACGAGGGAGGUGGAGGAACUGAGGAAAUUGCUCGAAGUUCUCCUCUGAAAAGAGGAAGAUCUCAGACCUCCCGUCCAGCCCAACGAUCAUUGGCACUAGCAGCUCCCAUGCGAACUUUAUCUCGAGGAGAUAAGGCAAAGGGUAUGGUUCCAGAUUACCUUAUCCCCCUCAUCUGCUCACACGACAGACAUAAACCCAGAUUUAGGACGAUUAUGAGCAGGGAUGAAACUUUGCUUUUACCAUCAAUUCAACUACGUAAUACCCCUUCUCCAAUCAUGAUAUGUAAUUUGAUAAAAAUUCAAAUACUCCAGAACUUGGGUGAAGUGGGGUUGCUCCCAGAACCAAAGACAACACGCCACUUGAUAGAUAUGCCUGAAGGGGGUAAGGCGAGACUGAUGUUUGUGUUCGCAGACCUGUCAUACAUAACGGAUAACAAAGCCAAAUGAGACGA
This is a messenger RNA of Chara braunii, 1834 nucleotides long. Lineage: Eukaryota; Viridiplantae; Streptophyta; Charophyceae; Charales; Characeae. The record is from the annotation of a GenBank genome assembly.